Molecule: messenger RNA, 1177 nt
Organism: Ficedula albicollis (Collared flycatcher)
Lineage: Eukaryota; Metazoa; Chordata; Aves; Passeriformes; Muscicapidae
Gene: VGLL4
Product: vestigial like family member 4
Exons: 5
Coding region: 232-1107 (291 amino acids)
Biological process (GO): negative regulation of DNA-templated transcription
Molecular function (GO): transcription coactivator binding
Source: RefSeq, a predicted model, not a curated record
UUUUUAUUAUUGUUAUUUUUUUUUUUUAACUUGGCGGAACGCUUGGGAAGCCCCCGCACGGCUCCGCUCCCGCCCCGCAGCGCGUUGCCCUCGCACUCCCCGCGCUGCCGGAGCCGCUCCCCCUUCCCGAGCCGCUCCAGGCUGGGCCUCUGCUGGGCUCUGGAAGCCGGGAGCCCCUCGGCACCGUCUGCCUCCCCCUCCCGGAGCCGCUCCUCCCCGCCAGCCCGAUAAAUGCUGUUUAUGAGGAUGGACCUGUUGAACUACCAGUACUUGGACAAGAUGAACAACAAUAUCGGCAUCCUGUGCUACGAAGGUGAAGCGGCGCUGAGAGGGGAGCCCCGAAUGCAGCCCCUGCAAUCCCCCGCGCUCAGCAACCACCGCACGGGCCCGCCGCCCAUCAGCCCCAGCAAGAGGAAGCUCAGCAUGGACCAAGGGGACGAGGAGCUGGACUGUGAGAGCGACCACGUCUCCAAAAUGAGCCGCAUGUUCAACCCGCAUCUCAAGCCUGCCAACGGGGAUUACCGGAAGGAGCACCGGGAGCGGAGCCGCAGCCCCAUCGAGCGGGCGGCUGCCCCCACCAUGAGCCUCCACGCCAACCACAUGUACGCCUCCAUCCCCAGCCUGAGCAUGGAGCAGCCCCUCGCACUGACCAAAAACAGCGUGGAUGCAGCCAGGACAGUCGGCAUCUCCCCCAGCCUGAGCAGCGUGGAGCGGCAGCAGAACCGUCCCUCUGUGAUCACCUGUGCUUCUGCCAACAACCGCAACUGCAACCUGUCCCACUGCCCCAUCGCCCACAGCGCCUGCUCGGGGGCUGCCUACAGGAGACCCUCCAGCUCCAGCGCUGCGUGCGACCCGGUGGUGGAGGAGCACUUCCGCAGGAGCCUGGGCAAGAACUACAAGGAGCCGGAGCCGGCGGCCAACUCGGUGUCCAUCACGGGCUCGGUGGACGAUCACUUCGCCAAAGCGCUGGGGGACACGUGGCUGCAGCUGAAGGCGGCCAAGGACGGCGCGGGCGGCAGCCCCGAGGCGGCGGCGCGGCGCGGCCGGGGCUCGCCCUCCUCCUCGCACCUGCUCAGCCACAGCCACUCGCCCUCCGUGCUCUCCUGAGACUGAGACUGCGCCUGCCGAGCCGGGAGCGCUGCUGCCGACGGGACGGGACGGGACGGGACGGGACGGG